Ctenopharyngodon idella (grass carp) is the source of this 1429-nucleotide messenger RNA. Its product is annotated as desmoglein-2-like. Bases 650 to 1420 code for a protein of 256 amino acids. NCBI's taxonomy places the organism in Eukaryota, Metazoa, Chordata, Actinopteri, Cypriniformes, Xenocyprididae. The record is from RefSeq and is a predicted model, not a curated record. The transcript is spliced from 3 exons.
ACCUGUUAAACUACAUUUGAAGGUGUUUGGACUGGGUGGUUUUGUAACAGAAGGAUGUUAAAUAUUUUUUUGUAUGUUUUUUUUUUUUUUCUCUGUAAAUAAUUAAUAUGUUGUAAAUAUGUAAAUGUUAAUAAGUAUCUAAAUAUUGUUUUUUAAAUAUUCAUUAUGCUUUAAAUAUUUAGAUAUUUAAUCAAUCUUAGAUUGAUUUAAAUUAUCUUGAUUAAUCAUCUUGAUCAUUGCAUUACAUUAAUAUUUACAGAAUCUAAUAUUUAUUAAAUAUCUAUAUAUUUAAUUGAUAAUAUUUAGAUACUUAUAUUAAUAUUUGUAUUGUUACAAUUUUGAAACCAUUGUUCUAAAUCAUUGAACAUCAAACAUUUAUUCUAUCGGUUGUGUUCCUUUAAAAUGUCUACAUUUCUUUCAACAUUUUUAGAUGUGCCAGCUAAGACAGCUACUGGGACAAUAGCAUUAAAGGUGGAAGACUCAAAUGACCACUGCCCUACAUUGACCAGCACCUAUCAUCAAACUUGUGAAAAUAAUAAAGUGAUAAAUGUCACGGCUUUCGAUGAGGACGCUGAUCCAAAUGCCGCACCUUUCCAGUUUGUUCUGAUAGAAGAGGAGAGUGUGGGAAAAUGGGAGAUGGUGCCUAUAAAUGGUAAAGACAAAGCAGGUUUAUUCACUUAAAACAUACAAGACUGGACAAACUCGAAUGCAGUUAGCAGAGUGUAAUUCUCUCUUAUUUGUAGGAACAACUGUGAGCUUUCAUGCACAUGAGGCUUUGUGGCAAGGCAUCUAUAAGCUGACAGUGAAGAUCUCUGACGCUCAGGGUCUGUCCUGUCCAGACAGCCAAAAGUUUGAGGUAGAAGUGUGCACCUGUGAGAAAACAGGCUCAUGUGGGCCGAGGAUAGCCGCGCAACGUGGCUUCCCGUUCAAAAUAGGAACACCAGCCAUUGGCUUGUUCCUCAGCGGUGCAGCUCUGCUCCUGCUGGUACCCUUCCUACUGAUCUUCUGCCAGUGUGGGACCGUGAGCGAGUUCACAGAUUUGCCCUUUGAUGCAAAAGAAUGUCUUAUUUCAUAUCACACUGAAGGCAUAGGGGAGGACAAGGCGGUUCCUCUUCUCAGCAGUCCUGUUGAUACAAUACCCAAAAAACAACUGUUCCAGGAUCUCAAGGUUUCCAACACUGUAUCCUCAAGGCCCUUUCAAGCAAGUGUUGCUAAUGACAGCAAAAUGUUCAACCAGGAAACAAACGAUGGGUUUACAGAAACUGAUGGCAGGUUUUGGUACCGGCAAAACACCCUUUUAACAGCCAAUCAGCGCGCUAGUGCUCUCUACUCUGCAACACUCGUGCAUGAAAAACAGGAUAUUUUGGGGGAUAUGGCAGUGGGAGAUGAAUUCCUCAAUGAAUACUUCUCUCAGGUAUGAGAUUAUCUA